CAUACAAACUGAUGUGGGCCACAACUCACACCCACGCCACUAAAAAUGGACCGUUGCACUCCGCCCUUCAUGCACAUAAACUCGUGUAAUGUAGUGCCAAUUCAAAUUUCAAAAGUUUAAAAUCCAAAUAACAGAAAAAGAAACAAAGCUGCCACUUUUCUCUCUUGAAAUCGGAGCUCUCCUUUCAUCCUACAAUCUCUUUCUAUUUUAAUCAACAAGAAUCCCAUUCCCAGCUCCCCCUACUCUUCAAAUUUCAAAUCCUCACUUCCCUUUUCUUCUCUCCAUAAAACAUUUUUGUGUUAAAAUCUUUCAACUUUCAGCUUCUUUUUUUCCUUUUUUAGCUGCCUGCUUACCAAUUGAUUCAAUUGAGCCUGUUUUGAGCUGAUACUUGAAAAGUUUUAGCACAUGAAAUUGAAAGGUUACAUUUUUUUCUUUGGGGUUUUGUCUGAGAAAAAGCCAAAUGUGUUUUGAGUUGUUUCAACUGUAACUCUUACUUUGACGAUUGAAACAUCUUUCUGUCCUUUCUUCGAUCUUCGCAAUGAGAGAAGAAAACCCUUCAGAAAACAGAGCCAAAGCAUCAAAAUUCGCUGAUCAAAAUCAAGCACCAAAAUCUCUAUACGCAAAAACCAUUACCAAUCAAUCCAAGCCAAAGUCGUCAUGGGGUUCACACAUUGUGAAGGGCUUCACAGCUGACAAGAAAACUAAGGUUCAAACUAUCACAGUCCAAACCAAGAAACUCCCUUUAUCAAAUUCCGAUGUGCCAUACGCAAACCAAAAGAACCCAUCUCUGCCUUCUCAUUCUAGAGUUAAAAGGUCGCUCAUAACUGAUUUGUCUUGCUCUGUUAAUGCAAGCCAGGUUCACCCUCAAGUCCCUCAGACUCACCGGAGACAGUCCUCCGGUUCUCGCGAUUUAUUCAUUGAAUUAGACCAUGUUAGGAGCCUUCUUCAGGAAUCAAAAGAAAGGGAGUAUAAGCUGCAAGCUGAGCUUACAGAAUGGAAAACAAACGCUAAAGUUUUGGACCUCGAAAGGCAGCUUGAAACAAGGAACAUUGAGGUGGAUGAUCUUUCACACAGGGUUGGGUUAUUGGAGUCUGAAAAGACCAGCUUAUCCGAUCAAGUGGCAACUUUGAGUUCCAUUUUGGAAAGGAAUGAGGAAAUUUUGGAAAUUUCAAAGGAACCACAAUCAAUUAGGAAUCUCGAAAUGGAAGUUGUGGAGUUGAGGAGGUUGAACAAGGAGUUACAGCUGCAAAAGAGGAAUCUUGCUUGCAAGGUUUCUUCUUUGGAGUCCCAGUUGGCUUCUCUUGCCAGAGCUAAUGAGAGUGAUGUUGUUGCGAAAAUUAGAGCCGAGGCAUCCAUUUUAAGACAUACCAAUGAAAACCUGAGUAAACAAGUAGAAGGUCUACAAAUGAGCCGCUUGAAUGAAGUUGAGGAGCUUGCAUACUUGAGGUGGGUUAAUUCGUGUCUACGAGAUGAAUUACGAAAUUCAUGCGCAACAAUGAAUUCUUAUAAAACAUUAAGUCCAGUUCAAAGCAAGGGUGAAUAUGUUGGCUCACCCAAUUCAGUAAGCAGUAAGAGCUCAGAAUACAGUAGUGUAAAGAGAUUAAAUUUAAUUAGAAAGAUAAAGAAAUGGCCUAUUACUAGUCAGGAUUUUUCAAGCAUAGAUUAUGCAGCUAAUCUUGCGGAUAAGGAUCGGGUGCAUAUAGAGGAGAUGAGAAGUCCUGGAAGAAGACAUUCUAUAAGCGGAUCGAAAUGUUAUAUGGAAGAGUUGAUACCAAAUAAAAGAAGACAAUCUGAUGUUUUUAUGUGUACAAAAGAAAUGGAAAAGGAAGCAGAGCCACUAAGUUCUCAAAAGAAUAGUACAGUUCAAAGAAUGCAGUUCUUUGGAAAUUGCCAAGAAGCUAAUAAGCCUGCAGCUUCCUUAGAUGUUGAGAGGAGGACUUUGCGGGUUCCAAAUCCUCCUCCCAGACCUUCCUGUUCAAUUUCAAAUGGACCUAAAAAGGGAACUUCUAAUCAAAUUCCACCUCCACCUCCUCCUCCACCUCCACCACCACCUCCGCCUCCAAAGUUUUCAGUGAGAAGUAGCACAGGAGUCGUGCAGCGAGCCCCACAAGUAGUUGAGUUUUAUCAUUCACUCAUGAAGAGGGAUUCUAGAAGGGAUUCUACAAAUGGAGGAAUAUGUGAUGUGCCGGAUGUUGCAAAUGUUCGUAGCAGCAUGAUUGAUGAAAUUGAGAACAGAUCAUCACAUUUGCUUGCUAUAAAGUCAGAUGUUGAAACUCAAGGAGAAUUUGUGAAUUCAUUGAUAAGAGAAGUCAAUAAUGCUGUUUAUCAGAACAUUGAAGAUGUAGUGGCAUUUGUGAAGUGGCUUGAUGAUGAACUUUGCUACCUGGUUGAUGAAAGGGCAGUAUUAAAGCACUUUGCUUGGCCAGAGAAAAAAGCUGACACAUUGCGAGAAGCAGCAUUUGGGUAUCAAGAUCUCAAAAAAUUGGAGUCCGAGGUUUUAUACUACAAGGAUGAUUCCAGAAUGCCUUGUGAUAUUGCCUUAAAGAAAAUGGUUGCUUUGUCUGAGAAGAUGGAGCGUACUGUUUAUAACCUCCUCCGGACAAGAGAGUCAUUGAUGCGUAACUGCAAGGAAUUCCAAAUUCCCACGGACUGGAUGCAUGACAAUGGUAUUAUAAGCAAGAUUAAGCUCGGAUCAGUGAAAUUGGCAAAGAAGUACAUGAAAAGAGUAGCCAUUGAACUGCAGUUAAAGGCAACUAUGGAAAAGGAUCCUUCAAUGGACUAUAUGCUUCUUCAAGGAGUGAGAUUUGCGUUCAGAAUACAUCAGUUUGCAGGAGGAUUUGAUUCUGAAACAAUGCAUGCAUUUGAGGAACUCCGAGACCUUGCCAACCUCCUUAACAGCAAGUAAUGGGAGUUUUUUUUUUUUUUAUGAUUCUCUGGGGCAGGGCAUGGGCAUGGAGGCUGUUGUUGUUGGAACAAGUAUAUGUGGUUACCAUCUCAGUAAGGUUUGGCAGAGAGCAAAUACUAUUGUGCCAUGUAGUUGGGUACAUUGAGCUUGUAUACAAGUUUGGUGUGGAAAUGAAAGAGUUUUGUUUUGGAGUGGAGUUCAUGCACGCAGUGAGUAAAUUCUCAAAAUAACCCCAUUGGGGUACAAGGCAUGGCAGCCAUGGGUGUUGAUGCAAUUUCAAAGUCAUGUUGUAGCUGAGUAUAAAAUAAAAUAAUAAUAUAUUGAGUUAGGUCGGGUGAGGGUAAGCAGAGCCAUGUGCGGAGGCAAUGCCAUAUGAGGCAAUCAAAUGAACAGUCUUCUCUCUAUUCUUAUCCUGUUUGUGUGACUCAGUGAUUGAAUCUCAGCCACAGGCAAAGGCAGAGGCAGAGGCAAAAGACAGAGACAGUAGGCAAACAAAAUUGAAAGAAAAUGCAAAGGAGAAAGAAGAUUUGACAUUUUGACAAGAUGUAACAAUUACUUCAUCAUUU
Durio zibethinus is the source of this 3471-nucleotide messenger RNA. RefSeq names its product protein CHUP1, chloroplastic-like. Gene Ontology annotation, biological process: protein localization to cortical microtubule cytoskeleton. Gene Ontology annotation, cellular component: cortical microtubule. NCBI's taxonomy places the organism in Eukaryota, Viridiplantae, Streptophyta, Magnoliopsida, Malvales, Malvaceae. The record is from RefSeq and is a predicted model, not a curated record.